CGUCUAAUGCGCAUGCUCAACAGUAAAAACUCCAUUAUUUUUUGCUCGGAAUUUGUGAGAAAAAAAAAACAGUGGGCAACUGUGAACUGGGGAUUACAUGGGCCGUUAUGGUUGUCGGAAUAUAUUUGAAAGCUCCACGGUUUAGCAGAAGAGAAAGCAAAACAACGGCCGGAUAGCUGCAGACCGGGAGCGGGACAUCCUUCAGUCUUGUCGGGACACUCCACAAUCAAGUAAAUUUCAGUCAGUUAGCUGACUGGCUAGCUAGCCUAGCUGGUUGCAGCGUUAGCUCCGAGAUCCCAGGCGCAGUAAAAUGAAGCGUUAUUGCCCUUUGUUUUUAAGUCGGACUGGCAGACGUUGUAUGAAUGCUGAGAGCUGAAUGAGCACACCGCUGCGGGAAUUGGAUUACACAAUGACUUAUUUUGCGCUCAUUUAUUAAAGUAUCAGCCGUUUUCAAAACAUUAUCUGGCUAGCCCGUUUGCUAGCCAGCUAACUCUUGAUUCUCCCGCGAGCCAGAAAAGCCAAGACUCCAAAACUUCGCCAACACAGAGCCUGACGCAGAGAAAAGGCUCUCCACCUUCACCCACAUCCCUACUCUGAUGUGAACUGAACUAAUAAAUCUGCAGGAGUCAUCCUUUAAGUGAGGGAUCUGCCUCAUAGCUGAAGAAAGUCGAGGUGUUUGGGCAAGUCAGGUUUUACUGGCAGUGUGCUUCUAACCCACCAGCAUGUACACUGGACAGUGGAUACUCUAGCCAAAACAGAUCCUGGCUUCCCAAAGAUGACAAGGUGCUGGCAGGCUACAAAAUGAUGGGAGGCAGUGAUACUGUCAGUGGGGACAAGGAUGGGGUCCACACCACUGCAAUACACGUCCCCAUCGGCUGGCAGAGGAGAGUGGAAGGAGGGCAGGUACUCUAUGUCAGUCCCAGUGGCACUACCCUGUCCAAUCUGGAAGAGGUCAAGACCUAUCUGAUGACUGAUGGCACCUGCAAAUGUGGCCUCGAGUGUCCUCUCAUCAUCAACAAGGUUUUCAAUUUCACAGUGGGUGUGAAGGUGGAACAGCACAGCCAGCCACUGGGCAAAGCAGAGCAGGACAUGACCAAACUCUGUAAUCAUCGCAGGAAAGUGGUGGCAAUGGCUGCCCUGUGUCGCAGUAUGCAGGCUUCACAGCUGCCCUUUGCCAACUUUCAUCAUCCAGGUAACCAAGAGAUGAGCAAUCGGGUGGACGGUCGUGAUGCAAAGGGCGAAUCCACAGAGCGUGAAGAAGAGGACCGUGGCAUUUUCUGUCCCAAACUCCAUCCAGUCCCAGCUCGACCCCAGAACAACCUUCACCCAAAUCCCUGCACCAGUCCUAAAUCCUCUCACCAUUUUAUUUAUCCUUACAAUGGCUCCUCCUCUGUCCUUCACCCAGCCACAAACUCUCACUAUCCACUAGAUGUCUUUAGAAGACUUCACCAUCCUGCUUUCUCAGCAUCUUCCAGCUCUUCCUCCAGCUCAUUUCCAGCGUACAGCACCCCCCAGAGGUCACCCCGUACUCCCACUCCUCAAAGCAACAGUCAAGGUCAAAGAACACCUAAAACCCCAGAGACUCCCGUUUCUCCUCGGCUAGGACCCCUCUCUUCACCUCCCCCCUCGUCCCCUGUUACCCUUGGUGGAGGAGGAAGAGGAACACAGACUCACCCUCAUCAUCCUCAUGUUGUAAUUGUGGGAGGUUCUACCCCACCCUCCCUCUCUCCCUCUGUCCAUAACAUGUCUAUGUCUCCACACCAGCGCUCCUGCCACCCAUCAGCUUCUCCAUCCUCUCUGUCUGAGCAGGGAGGAGGCUUACCAGCAGCAGAAGGAGGAACGCUGAUGGGAAAUAACUUGCCUCAGAGGAGGAAAUCUACCUCUUCCUCUCCACACUCCCCACUUCCCAGUGGCUCCCCAAACCCCAGCCCCCAGCUCCCCAAAUACAAGCUGGAAGACAUCUUGGAGCAGUUUAAGAACUCAGGCAAUAGCAGCACUAAUAAUCACCACCUCCUAAACCCUAAUAAUCCCUCCUUACUGACCAACCAAAGCAGUAGUAACCCUCAUGGUCUUUCCUCAAAGCCCUCAAAGACUCCAACCUCCACUGCAGGAUCACAAGUUUUUGGGUUGAACUCUGCAGGGCCCUCUAGUUUACCUCUGGGGCCAUAUCUGAACCACCACCAUAGCCAUCAGGGCAAGCUGCCACAUCCAGCUUCUUUCCCUGCAAGUAGCCUCCUCUCUGCAGCUGCCAAGGCUCAGCUGGCUAACCAGAUAACCCAGGGCCAGAGCUCAAAUGUGGCCAGCAACGCAGUGACCUUGGCCUCUUCUCUGGAGGUCCUGAAAGAGGCACAACAGCAACAGGCAUCAAAGGUACCCACAGAUGCUGGUGUUGACACGCUCAUACCCGUAUCUCUUCAAAGCAAGGACAACCCCAUCCUCCAACAGUUACUCCCCACUUUGCUGAACCCUGCUAUAUUAGGAGAUCUUCCUGGCCUCACAGGCCUCCAUAACAUUGUGGGGAUUGGAGCAGGUUCCAUUCUCCUACCACCAGUCCAGGCCUCUGCUUUGGGGAUGCCACUGCUACAGGGCCAUGAUGGAGCAAUCAACUUACUCAACAACAUACAGCUGAACCUUGCUCCAGCCUCAGAAGGAGAGAAGCCAGUAUCCUUGCAGGAAGCUCAAAGCCCUGCCCCACAGGAAGACAUGCCAGCCAGUCAAAUCACUCCUGAAGUGAUCCCAAGUCCUGUUCCAGCUCUAGCUCCAGCUGCUGCCCAAGAAUCCACUCCAGCCUCUCAGCGAGGAUCUGAGGGCAGAUCUGUCAUUGAUCCUUAUACUUCUUUCAUGGACACGAUUUAUACCUCUUUUCUUCAAGUCAGUGCUAAAGAGCAGGAAGAUGGGGCCCAUUUGGGGCCAUCUGACCCCACUUCACCCUUCUGUGCCUUACCUCCAGUUUCUUUUCCUGUGGAGCACCAUACACCGUCCACAACUGUCCCAACUCUGCCACAAGCAAGUGCCCCAGUUUCCCUUAGCCCACGGCGGGCUUGUUCCCUACGCAACCCAGACUUAUCUCGACUUAGUCUGGAAGCAGCAGCCCAUUCUCCAGCCCAAGGGACACCCAAACCCACUGAAGAUGGGUCUGUGUCCCCCUUACAAAGGAAACCAGUUAUGGUAGAGGGACAUACUCACCCAGAACCUCCUCUUCCACCUAUAUACUUGGAGGAGGCCAAGACAGACUGUGCUGGGCCUGCUGCAUCUAUGUGCCCUUAUGUAGAUCCAGGUGUGGAUAGGCAGGGGCAUCUUCCCCAAGUAGGGUAUCUCAGUCCUGGGGAUGAAUGCAAUAGUAGGCCCACUGAAGAGACAACUGGGACAUUGCUGCACUCUGAACAGGGAAUGGACCAAGCAGGAGCAGCGGGUGGAGCCAGAAGAGGAAGGAAAAGGAAACAAACGCUUCAGAAUGUGUUAGAAGACUUCAGAGACGUGGAUGCUACAGCACUAGAGGAAACCAAGGCUACAACAGCACUGCUGAAGCCUGAGAGGUCAGUGCGCGGCAGGCGGCGACGAGGCGCCAGGUCUCAAAGGCAGUGAUUGGUGGAGGGUGCCAUCAUUCAGAGCUGUUCACCAAUGAAAGGCAACCAGAUGCCUCUAUAUACCCCUCCAUCUCUCCAACCUCAUCACUACUGUUUUAGACCUUAAAAAAAAAUCAACUGCACUAAUAUGAUGCUGUCAUGUCAACCAUUGUUAUGGCAACCACUAUGAACAGAUAGGAGAAAGAUCUAGUCUGAGUUUAUUUCAAAAGGUGAAAAACAUGAAGAGAGAUUUUGUGGAUACUUUUUUCACUUGUGUUUUCUCUUAGGUCACAAAAUAAUGGUUGCGUUACAUUGUGAACAAUGAUCUGUCAAUUAGGUUGGUGUUAGAAUUAUAUCAAUGAGAAAACAUGAAAAUAACAAACGAGUAAUGUUUUCUCUUCAUCAGUGUGUUACUGUGAGUCAGGACGAAGCCCAUCUACUUGAACGAUGCUCUCUGUUGAAAGUGUGUCUGUACACGUGUGGAUGAGUGUGUCCUUUUAUGUGUUUGUGUGUGUGUGUGUUGGACAACAGUGCUGUUGCUGAGCCCCCCACUGUCAGGCCGUUUUUCAUUUCAGUGAGACCUUGUCUUUUUAGUAAGAUGAACGUCUCUUUGUGCUUGUAUUUUAGAGAAAUGUUCCAGGUUUUCAGAAGGUGCUGAAAGAGACUACAAGAAGGAAAAAAACUUGACUUUUUUUUUUUUUUCAAAGUAUGAUAUAACCUUUAUGUGGGAUAAACCAAGGAACUAGUCUGGUUUACUCAAUCAGGUUUCUUAGGUAGUAUAUAUCAGUGGCUGAUUACAAACAGGAAAGUUUUUCAUUGAAUAUAAUUUCACAUAUCAUGUGAGAUGUAUUGGUUUCCAUGUUAAACCAACAGAAAACGUUAAUUUGAAGUUGUUUUGUACAACCUUGAAUCAUGUUGCAAUGCUCCAGGGUUCCCAGUGACUCUAACCAUACUGAUGUUUGUAAAAAUUGCAAAACAGGCAACAAAUCUAGUGCAACUCAUGAAACUCACGAGUGCCGUUUGUCAUAAUUUGGCAACCCAUUUACAUUUCAGAUGCUGUGUUACUUGACGCUGUGAAGAAUUACAUGUAGCUCUGGUGACUUACAUGGGAUGAGACCCAGCCAAGAGAUAAGUCUAUUGGAAAAAAAAAUAAAAUAAAGAGGCUUAAUUUUGAAGUUAAAUAGGAACCAGGUGUUUACAGAAAGUACUGUAUGUCCUUUGAUUGGAUGAAUGGAUGGCUGGAAUACUUAAAACACAGAGAGCGAUAAUGUCUUAUGUGGAUCUGUUGAGUCCGUGUGUUACUGUGGAUUUGGAGUGAUAUCCUUGCUCUGUCUCCCCCGUCACUGUUUGAGCUCUCCUCCACACACUGCCCUGCCCCUGAGAGUACUGGCAUCUCUAGCUGUAUUUAAAAUAAAAUAACAAAAAAAAGAAUAAAGAAAAGUGAAAAAGAAAGCAGAUUAUGCAAUUUCUACACUUGGA
Messenger RNA from Oreochromis niloticus (Nile tilapia), 5045 nucleotides. It is a transcript of the gene mbd6, whose product is annotated as methyl-CpG binding domain protein 6. The coding region runs from base 802 to 3585 and encodes 927 amino acids. Lineage: Eukaryota; Metazoa; Chordata; Actinopteri; Cichliformes; Cichlidae. The record is from RefSeq and is a predicted model, not a curated record. The transcript has 12 exons. Gene Ontology annotation, molecular function: DNA binding; chromatin binding. Gene Ontology annotation, cellular component: chromocenter; nucleus.